AAUUAAUGCUCAUCAUUACCAUACUUACAUAAAAGCCGGCUUCCUAUUUUUUUUUGUUUAUGUUUAAACAUACUUCAGCUUAUCUUCUUCGUCACUUCAUCUCUUCGGUCAACUGUUGCUGCGGAAGAUGGCAGUGGCUUUGCUUUUGCUAUGGGCAUUGUGCAAUGCAAUUAGAGUGAAUGGAGAAGAAAGCAAUGGACGAUGUGAUCAUAAGCUUAAGUUUAACCCAAGACCUCAUAGUGUUUCAAUUCAAGAAUUCGGUGCUAUCGGAGACGGCAAAACUUUGAACACCAUUGCCUUUCGAAAUGCCAUAUUCUAUCUCAAAUCCUUUGCCGACAAAGGCGGUGCCCAACUUUAUGUGCCCCCUGGACGAUGGCUUACCGGAAGUUUCAAUCUUACGAGCCAUCUUACCCUCUUCUUGGAAAAAGAUGCCAUCAUUCUUGGAUCUCAGGAUCCAUCUCAUUGGGGUAUUGUUGAACCAUUACCCUCGUAUGGUCGAGGAAUCGAGCUUCCCGGUAGAAGAUAUCGAAGUUUGGUGAAUGGUUACAUGUUGCGCGAUGUCGUAAUAACUGGUGAUAAUGGAACUAUAGACGGACAGGGCUCGGUUUGGUGGGAAUGGUUCACAUCGCAUUCUUUAAACUACACGCGCCCUCAUCUUGUGGAGUUUGUCUCAUCUGAAUAUGUGCUUGUUUCUAAUAUUAGUCUUUUGAAUGCCCCUGCAUAUAACAUUCAUCCAGUCUAUUGCAGCAAUGUACACAUUCAUAAUAUAUCUGUCUAUGCUCCACCAGAAUCUCCAUAUACUGUCGGCAUAGUCCCAGAUUCUUCGGAUAACAUUUGCAUCGAGGACUGCAACAUUAGCAUGGGCCAUGAUGCGAUUGCCUUCAAGAGUGGAUGGGAUGAGUAUGGCAUUGCAUAUGGUAGACCGACCACUAUCGCCCAUGUUCGAAGGGUCGAUCUUCGAUCAUCCACAGGCUCAUCUCUUGCCUUUGGUAGUGAAAUGUCUGGUGGCAUUUCCGAUAUUCUAGUCGAGGAAGUCCAUCUCUACGACUCAUUAACUGGAAUCGAGUUUAGAACAACAAUAGGUAGGGGUGGUUACAUCAAAGAAAUCAUGAUAUCAGAUGUUGACUUACUAAAUGUUAAUACAUCUUUUGCUGCCAUCGGUGACUAUGGAUCCCAUCCAGAUGACAAAUUUGAUCCUGAUGCUUUUCCGGUAUUAGAGAAAAUCACCCUACAGAACAUCAUUGGCACAAAUAUCACCAUUGCGGGUAAUUUCAAAGGAAUUGAAGAAUCUCCCUUUACUUUUAUAUGUCUAUCAAAUAUCUCCUUAUCAAUCAAUUCUACUUCUUUGUCGCCAUGGCAAUGUUCAUAUGUUUCCGGGUUUUCUGAGUCCGUAUUCCCAGAACCAUGCCCCGAACUUAUGAAUUCGAGUACUUCAUCAUGUGGAAUCCUAAUGCUCGAGUUGCAAUUCUAUAAUAUAAUUCUUUAAAAAAAAUAUGAAUUUGGGAUAUUUCGACCUAUUCGGAUUUUUUUUGCAAUAAUCUCUUUUUGGCGAGUUGGAAAUUGCAUAUUGUUUUGUAUAGCUUCAUUUCUUCCUUCUUGAAAUUUUUUUGUAGUGAUGGAGUUAAAACAUAAAAAAAGUAUUGGGUAUAUUUUAGUGUUAA
Messenger RNA from Gossypium raimondii (Peruvian cotton), 1661 nucleotides. Its product is annotated as probable polygalacturonase. Bases 128 to 1486 code for a protein of 452 amino acids. Gene Ontology annotation, molecular function: polygalacturonase activity. The record is from RefSeq and is a predicted model, not a curated record. The transcript has 6 exons. Gene Ontology annotation, biological process: carbohydrate metabolic process. Lineage: Eukaryota; Viridiplantae; Streptophyta; Magnoliopsida; Malvales; Malvaceae.